AUAUUUAAUCUGAAUAUUUAUAUAAACUAAUAAUGAUUAUUUUCUUUUUUUUUCCAGAGAUAUGGCUAAGUACCCAUUUCAAGCAGACAAAGAACGUUUAGUUAGCACUUUGACUCGAUUUGAUAACAGUGUCACAGUUGAAGAUGUAACUGAUUCAAUUAAAAAAAGUAAACCUCAUCCUUUUCUUGUUCCUGUUUUAUUGGAAACUAUUUGUGGUGUUUUUGAACAUGACACCAGAUACAGACAACUCUUAUUUAAAGAGGUUUGUAACCGUUUAAGUCAGUCCAAUGUUUUAAAUGAGUCUGUCCUUGAUAGCGAAAAUUUUAUUCCACUUAGAAGAAAUACAGCUGAAAGAUUUUUUAACUUUGUUAGAGAAAUUCAUUCAGAAGUUGUGCCAAAUGCUUCUAAAAAUACAGUUUCAGUUGAUUCAGUUUUAAAUGGUGGUGAUUUCUCAACAAAUCUUCAGUUGGAUAAUAAAUAUGAGAAAAAUUUUGAUGAGCUUGAGGUGAUAGCUAAAGGUGGAUUUGGAACUGUGUGCAAAGCCCAGCACAAAGUUGAUGGAAAUAUUUAUGCUGUUAAAAAAAUUAUAUUCAAGUACAAAAGUGAUCCCGAGUACAAUAGGAUGAUUAGAGAAGCUAAAAGUAUAGCCACUCUUAGUCAUCCAAAUGUAGUGAGUUAUAAUAAUGCUUGGGUAGAAUGUUUACCACCAUCUGACUCUGCCCAAGAACCGGAAUCAAGUUCAGAAAGCAACAGUUCUGAUUCAUCUGAAGGAUCUGAUUCAGCUUCAGAAGAAAUCUCCAACUUGGAUGCUCUGAAUUCUGUUUUAGAGUGUGGUAAUUUCAAUUCAAAUUUCAAGAAUAAUGUAAAUAAAGCUUACAUUAGGAAAGGUUUAAGUUCAACAGACUCUGAAUUUCAUGUAAAUAAUCCUCAGCUAAUCAUUGACAAAGCAUGUUCUUCCCAUGAAGAUAGUUUCAUACAAUUUAUCAGUGAGAGCAAAGAUAAUUCGUAUAAUUUUAACGAGAAGACAGUUCACCAGUUACAAUCCCAAUCCUCUUUUGAGAUGAAAGUAAAAGUGAUGUUGUGUAUACAGAUGGAAUAUUGUGAUUGUGAUCUUAGGCUUUGGUUAGAAUACAGGGCAGAAGGUCAAGAACUACCCUUCCAGAAAGAUGUUAUAGAUAUUUUUAAAGAUAUUUUAAAUGGAGUUGCCCAUAUUCAUUCCAAAUCUAUUAUUCACAGAGACUUAAAACCUCAAAAUAUAUUCUUCUCAAAAAAAAGUAAUAGUAUGAAAAUUGGCGAUUUUGGACUAGCAACUCUUGCUGAAUGCUCAUCAGAUGAAACAAGUGGUGUUUCUUCUACCAAAUAUAGUGCAAACCUUGGUACUGCUCCAUAUGCAGCACCCGAACAACAGAAACAAAGCAGAUAUAAUUCUAAAGUUGACAUAUAUAGCUUGGGAAUCAUCUUAAUUGAAUUACUUCUUGUGCUUAAAACUAAAAUGGAACAUCAAAGAGUCAUUGAAAAAGUUCUUAAAGGGGAAUUACCAUCAGAAAUGUCAGAAAAAUGGCCAGGACUUUCUCAAUUGGUACAGAAUAUGGUACAAAGAAAACCAGAGAAUCGUAUGUCUGCUACAGAAAUUUUGGAGCAUUCUGUGUUUCUUGAACAUAAAGGGAAGAAGGAUUUACAGUUGAAAGAUACACUAAUUAAGAAGGAUGAAGAGAUAGAACAACUGAAGGUAAAAGUGGAAGAAUUGGCAAAGAAAGAUGAAGAGAUUGAACAGUUGAAGGCAAAAGUGAAAGAACUAGAACAACUGAAAGUAAAAGUGGAAGAAUUCGCAAAGAAAGAUAAAGAGAUUGAACAAUUGAAGGCAAAAGUGAAAGAACUAGAAACAGAAAUCACACGACUGAAAUGCGUGAACUAAGACAUUGAGAGAAAUAUUUUUACUCUUAUAAAUAUUUUAGUCAUUACUGUGAUAUUUUAUGUUUUUAAUAAAAUAAUUUUCUUUUAUA
Messenger RNA from Stegodyphus dumicola, 2003 nucleotides. Its product is annotated as eukaryotic translation initiation factor 2-alpha kinase 1-like. Gene Ontology annotation, molecular function: eukaryotic translation initiation factor 2alpha kinase activity; ATP binding. The record is from RefSeq and is a predicted model, not a curated record. Gene Ontology annotation, biological process: regulation of translational initiation by eIF2 alpha phosphorylation. Gene Ontology annotation, cellular component: cytoplasm; nucleus. Lineage: Eukaryota; Metazoa; Arthropoda; Arachnida; Araneae; Eresidae.